AUGGACGAGGUUGACGACAUUCUGAACAAUAACCAGGUGGUGGACGAARAGGAGGACGACGAAGAGAUGCUGAGUGGGCUGGAAAAUGACUCUAAGCAGGACCUCGAGGGGAACGAUGACGGUGAUGACGAUGAUGAUGAUGAUGACGACGACGACGACGAGCAGGAAGAAGAAGAUGAGCAAGGCGAUGACAACGAUGAUGAUACCGCAAAGGAAGGCAAGACCGAUACGUCUAUGGACGACCAGCGUGUUGGCCGAGAGUCUUCUGCUGCUGCAUCGGCAUCGGCAUCUGCUGUUGCUGCUGCUACGGACGGCUCUGAAGAGGGUGAAAUUGAUGAUGGUGAUGGUAACGGUGAUGAUGAUGAUGAAGUUGAAGAUAAAGAUGAGGAAGUGAAACCUGAGGAGUCUUCUCUAAAUGGAGAGGUGUACGAGUACUACAAGCACAUGUUGCAGGCUGCACAGAUCUCUGACUCGUACAAUAUCUACCCCACGGCAGCUAUCCCCAUUCAGACGCACGUCAACGCGCUAGCGGUGUCUAGAGGGCUCAGGUACCUGUUCCUGGGCGGCAACGACGGCUACAUCAGGAAGUACGACCUGCUGAACACGCUCGAGGGGAAGCUGUCCCUGACGAUUUUGCAGAAGCAUUCGCUGGCUGAGUCUAUCCAGAAUGCAGGUAUAUUGCAAUCGUACUGGGAGAAUGAGAUCCCGCAGAAAAAAUCGGAAAUGAAGCUCUCUGCCAACAAGGCCGAGUACGAGCCCAAAGUGAGUCCCGUUCACUCCCUUGAAGUGCAAAGCGAGUGUCUUUUCAUUCUAAGCGGGCUGCAGAAUGGUGGUAUCACCAUGCAGGGCGUUCGAUAUAUGGAGGGGAGCAUUGCCCACUAUUUCAAGGGCAGGAACGGCCACAACCAGAUCGUCAAUAUCCUGAAACUGAACGGCCAAGAGGACAGAUUUCUCAGCGGUUCCUGGGAUAAACGUCUCUUGGAAUGGGACUUGCAAACAGGUGAUAUCGUUAACGAAUUUCAGAAAUCAAGGUCAGAGUUGUCGUCUUUGGAAAUGCGCCCACUGUUUUCUUCCGUUGAUGUUUCCAGUAACGUCAACAACGGCAAAGAGAACGAAAACGCCGAUGACGAUAUGGAUUCGCUGUUCGGUGAUGAAGACGAAGAUGAAAAGCAAGAUACCGACAACGACCCCACCAAAACGGACAACGCGUCUCAUGACGAACAAAGCAAGGAACAGAUAUGCAGAGAGUCUUUAAAUACAGUCUAUGACGAAUCGGUGUUCAUGACUUCCGGAUUGAACGGCUCAAUACAUAUUUGGGAUCGACGCACGACCCAGUCGCCCGCAUUGAACCUGGAAAGAGGCCCAAACAUUCCACCAUGGUGUCUGUCAGCGUGUUGGGGAGUAGAUGGUGAUCAUGUGUAUGCAGGGAGAAGAAACGCUUGCGUGGAACAGUUUGACCUGAAAAUGCCCUCGAAACCAAUGCACAACUUGAAAUUGCCGUCCAUUUCGGGUCCCGUCUCCUGUGUGAAAGCCAUGCCCAAUAACAAACACAUACUAUGCGCAUCCAGAGAUAACAUUAGACUGUACAACGUGGAUGUCGCAGUGGCAGCUUCAAAUCCCUCUACCAAGAGUUCUAAAGUACCGUUCCUCAUCGUUCCUGGUCAUCACGGUGGCAUUAUAUCAAACUUAUACCUCGAUCCAACUUCAAGAUUUUUAAUAAGUACUAGUGGGAAUAGAGGCUGGCAAGGUAAUUCUACUGAUACGACGCUUAUAUACGAUAUAGACUUAGAAUAG
Saccharomyces eubayanus is the source of this 1794-nucleotide messenger RNA. It is a transcript of the gene SPT8, whose product is annotated as SAGA complex subunit SPT8. The coding region runs from base 1 to 1794 and encodes 597 amino acids. The transcript has a single exon. Gene Ontology annotation, cellular component: transcription factor TFIID complex. Gene Ontology annotation, biological process: transcription initiation at RNA polymerase II promoter. Gene Ontology annotation, molecular function: RNA polymerase II general transcription initiation factor activity; protein binding. The record is from RefSeq and is a predicted model, not a curated record. NCBI's taxonomy places the organism in Eukaryota, Fungi, Ascomycota, Saccharomycetes, Saccharomycetales, Saccharomycetaceae.